AUGGCUCCCGACCCCAGCAGACGCCUCUGCCUGCUGCUGCUGCUGCUCUUCUGCUGCCUUGUGCCUGCCAGGGCUGAUGGGAAUUCCCUGAAUCCCCUGAAUCCCCUGAAUCCUCUGAAUCCUCUGAAUCCUCUGGGGUGGCUGUGGUCCCCCAAGACCGAGGAUUCCUUGGACACACCAGACUCCCAGCCCCAGAUCAGUUCACCUGUGCAGUCCACAGAGAACCCCACCACUCACCUGGUCCCCCAGGAUGGCCUCACAGAACAACAGAUGACUCCUGCUAACCCCAAGCUGCCCCCGGAGGAUCAGGAAGCCGUCCAGAGGGGGACCCCUGCAACCCCAGCCAUCCCCAUCCUGCCGUCGGCCUCUGCUGCGAGCCCGGACACGAAGGAGGAGAAUGUUGCCGGCGUUGGAGCCAAGAUUCUGAAUGUGGCUGAGGGCAUUCGAAGCUUCGUCCAGCUGUGGGAUGAGGAUGCCACUACUGAGAACUCCACCAGCACAGAUGCCUCAGCUGCCUCAGUCCCUACAGUCCACCUCACUCCUGCUGAGCUCUCCAGUGGUCCCCAGGAGAGUGAGACCACUCUCUGGCCAAGCAGUGGUGUUCCAAGUUCUCCAGAUGUUCAGACAACCGAGGCUGGCACGCCGGCUGCACCCACCCAGCCACCUCCCUCCUUGAGCAGCCUCCAGGAACCUCUGGGAAGACCCUCGGCACCCACAGGUAGACGGGUUCUCUCUUCUGCACGAAUCAGGGCUCCUCCCUGGGGGAGCCAGGACCCCCCCAGGCAGCCCCAGCAUCUGGAGGAGGAAGGACUCCUCCCUACGACAUCCAGGUCCAGCCAGCAGCCCGGACACUCUGAUGUCCAUCCUGACAUCCACAGGCACAUACCUGCUCUGCUUCCCCUGGUGACGGGUCCCUUGGUGACGGGUCCUCUGGUGACGGCUUCUCUGAGGGUGCACCGUUUCCUCUCUGUUCCUUCCUCUGACCCCUCAGCCCAAAUCUCUCAAGUAGCGGCUUUGCCCGGGUUCCCUGGUGCUUGGGUUUCCCACGUGGCUACCCCUCCAGGGCCUGAGCUUUCCAAUGACUCUGCACUGCUGGGAACUGGCUCUCUGACCUCCACCAGCCGAUGCCUGCCCCUGCCGCCCGCUCUGACCAUCUGCGGCCGCCUAGGUAUCGGACACUUCUGGCUGCCUAAUCAUGUACAGCACACAAACAGCGAGGAGGUAGAGGCCGCUGCGCAGGCGUGGGGGCGGCUCCUUUAUACAAGCUGCCAUCCCUUCCUUGCCUGGUUCUUCUGUCUGCUGCUGGCCCCCUCCUGUGGCCCAGGCCCACCACCUGCCCUGCCACCCUGCCGUCAGUUCUGUGAGGCCCUGGAAGAUGCGUGCUGGACCUACCUAGACGGGGGCAGGCUGCCUGUCAUCUGUGCCUCUCUCCCCUCUCAGGAGGACGGGUACUGUGUGUUCAUUGGGCCAGCCGCAGAGAAUAUUGCUGAGGAGGUGGGGCUCUUGCAGCUCCUUGGGGACCCUCUGCCCCAGCAAAUCUCCCAAAUCAACGACCCUGAUGUCGGGGCAGCGUACGUCUUUGGACCGGACUCCAACAGCGGCCAGGUGGCGCGGUAUCACUUCCCUAAACUGUUCUUCCAUGACUUUUCACUGCUGUUUCACGUUCAGCCAGCCACCAAGGCUGCGGGGGUGCUGUUUGCCAUCACAGAUGCCGCCCAGCUGGUGGUCUCGCUGGGUGUGAAGCUCUCGGCGGUUCACGAUGGACACCAGAACAUCUCACUGCUCUACACAGAGUCUGGUGUCAGCCAGACCCAGACGGGUGCCAGCUUCCGCCUACCUGCGUUUGUCGGCCAGUGGACACACUUUGCGCUCAGCGUGGAUGGAGGCUCCGUGGCUCUCUACAUAGACUGUGAAGAGUUCCAGAGAGUACCGUUUGCUCGGUCCCCACAGGGUCUGGAGCUAGAACAUGGCUCCGGCCUCUUUGUGGGUCAGGCUGGAGCAGCAGAUCCUGACAAGUUCCAGGGGAUGAUCGCGGAGCUGAAGGUACGCAGCACCCCCCGGGUGAGCCCUGUGCACUGCUUGGAUGAAGAUGAUGAUGAUGAAGACAGGGCAUCUGGAGAUUUUGGAAGCGGCUUUGAAGAAAGCAGCAAGACACACAGGGAGGAGCAUACACCUCUGCCACCAAGACUCCCCCAGCCACCCCCUGUCACUUCCCCGCCCUUGGCCGGAGGCAGCAUCACAGAAGAUUACAGAACAGAAGAAACAGAGGAAGAAACCAUGGUCAAUUCUAUAGGAGCUGAGACCCUUCCUGGCACAGACUCAAGUGGUGCAGGGGAUGAGAGUGUCCAGAACCAUGGAGGUGGCUUGUUAAAGGGAGGUCUGAAAGGACAAAAGGGAGAGCCAGGUGCUCGGGGCCCGCCUGGCCCAGCUGGGCCCCAGGGUCCUGCAGGCCCGGUGGUACAGAGCCCCAGUGUACAACCUGUCCCGGGAGCACAAGGACCCCCGGGACCUCAGGGGCCACCGGGGAAGGAUGGCGCGCCAGGAAGGGAUGGCCAACCGGGUGACCCCGGUGAAGACGGGAGACCGGGUGACACUGGACCUCAAGGCUUUCCAGGGACCCCAGGUGACGUGGGCCCCAAGGGUGAGAAGGGAGAUCCUGGUAUGGGGCCUCGAGGACCUCCAGGACCUCCAGGGCCUCCAGGACCCUCCUUCAGACAGGACAAGCUGACCUUCAUCGACAUGGAGGGAUCAGGCUUCAGUGGAGACCUGGAGAGCCUCAGAGGCCCACGAGGCUUCCCUGGCCCCCCAGGACCCCCUGGUGUCCCAGGACUGCCUGGUGAGCCAGGGCGCUUUGGGGUCAACAGCUCCUACGCUCCAGGACCUGCAGGCCUUCCUGGUGUACCAGGAAAGGAAGGGCCCCCAGGAUUUCCUGGUCCCCCGGGACCUCCAGGUCCUCCAGGCAAAGAGGGCCCACCAGGAGUGGCCGGCCAGAAAGGCAGUGUCGGCGAUGUGGGCAUCCCAGGACCCAAGGGGAGCAAAGGGGACCUUGGGCCUGUCGGUGUACCUGGAAAGCCUGGCUUGGCUGGACCCAGUGGGCCAGCUGGACCUCCAGGACCCCCAGGACCCCCAGGGCCUCCAGGACCACCAGGACCAGGAUUUGCUGCUGGAUUUGAUGACAUGGAAGGCUCUGGAAUACCCUUCUGGUCAACAGCCCGAAGCUCCGAUGGACCGCAGGGACCCCCCGGAUUGCCAGGACUCAAGGGGGAUCCUGGAAUGACAGGGCCACCUGGAGCCAAGGGAGAAGUCGGUGCAGAUGGAUCCCAGGGCAUGCCUGGCCCCCCAGGAAGAGAGGGUGCAGCUGGGCCCCCGGGGCCAAAAGGAGAGAAAGGGAGCCAGGGAGAAAAGGGAAACCCAGGAAAAGAUGGAGUGGGGCAGCCAGGCCUCCCUGGACCCCCAGGACCUCCAGGGCCGGUGGUCUAUGUGUCGACUGAGGAUAGAGCAGUAGUGACCACGCCAGGACCUGAGGGCAAGCCAGGGUAUGCAGGCUUUCCCGGACCUGCUGGACCGAAGGGUGAUCUGGGUUCCAAAGGCGAGCGGGGUCUUCCAGGGCCUAAGGGUGAAAAGGGAGAACCAGGCGCCUUCUUUAGCCCUGACGGCAGAGCCCUGAGCCACGUCCAGAAAGGAGCCAAGGGAGAGCCAGGCUUCCGAGGACCCCCGGGUCCUUAUGGGCGACCUGGACACAAGGGAGAAAUCGGCUUCCCCGGACGGCCGGGUCGCCCCGGAACUAAUGGAUUAAAGGGAGAGAAAGGGGAGCCUGGAGAUGCCAGCCUCGGGUUCAGCAUGAGAGGAAUGCCUGGGCCCCCUGGGCCUCCGGGACCCCCCGGCCCUCCUGGGAUGCCCAUCUAUGACAGCAAUGCAUUUGUGGAGUCUGGCCGACCUGGACUACCAGGACAGCAAGGUGCGCAGGGGCCUUCAGGACCAAAGGGUGACAAAGGAGAUGUGGGCCCACCUGGGCCACCAGGGCAGUUCCCCGUUGACCUCUUCCACCUGGGAGCGGAAUUGAAGGGGGACAAGGGGGACCGAGGGGACGCCGGACAGAAAGGAGAGCGGGGAGAACCUGGCGCUGCCGGUGGAGGAUUCUUCAGCUCAAGUGUACCUGGCCCACCCGGGCCCCCUGGCCCGCCUGGUUACCCCGGGAUUCCGGGUCUGAAGGGAGAGAGCAUCCGGGGCCCACCAGGCCCUCCUGGCCCUCAGGGACCUCCUGGCAUUGGCUAUGAGGGGCGCCAGGGCCCCCCAGGCCCCCCAGGACCUCCAGGACCCCCCUCAUUCCCUGGCCCUCAUAGACAGACUGUCAGUGUUCCUGGUCCUCCGGGCCCACCCGGCCCCCCAGGGCCCCCGGGAGCCAUGGGCGCCUCUGCUGGGCAGGUGAGGAUCUGGGCCACCUACCAGACCAUGCUGGACAAGGUGCGUGAGGUGCCCGAGGGCUGGCUCAUCUUUGUGGCCGAGAGGGAAGAGCUCUACGUACGCGUUAGAAAUGGCUUCCGGAAGGUGCUGCUGGAGGCCCGGACCGCACUCCCAGAUGGCACGGGCAACGAGGUCGCUGCCCUGCAGCCCCCACUAGUGCAGCUUCACGAGGGCAGUCCGUAUACCCGGCGGGAACACUCCUACUCCACGGCGCGGCCCUGGCGGGCAGAUGCCAUUUUGGCCAACCCACCACGGCUGCCAGACCCGCAGCCUUACCCCGGGGUUCCGCACCACCACGGCUCCUACGUGUACCUGCCGCCCGUCCACCCCACCAUCUUGCCUGCCCACAAUCACCAGGACUUCCAGCCAGUGCUCCACCUGGUGGCACUGAACAGCCCGCUGUCGGGUGGCAUGCGUGGCAUCCGCGGCGCCGACUUCCAGUGCUUCCAGCAGGCCCGAGCCGUGAGGCUCUCUGGCACCUACCGUGCCUUCCUCUCCUCCAGGCUGCAGGAUCUCUAUAGCAUUGUUCGCCGUGCUGACCGUGGGUCGGUGCCCAUCGUCAACCUGAAGGACGAGGUGCUGUCUCCCAGUUGGGAUGCCCUGUUUUCUGGCACCCAGGGUCAACUGCAGCCUGGGGCCCGCAUCUUCUCUUUUGACGGCAGAGAUGUCCUGAGACACCCGGCCUGGCCUCAGAAGAGUGUAUGGCAUGGCUCAGACCCCAGCGGGCGCAGGCUGAUGGAGAGCUACUGUGAGACGUGGCGGACGGAAGCGACCGGGGCCACGGGUCAAGCCUCCUCACUGCUCUCAGGCAGGCUCCUGGAACAGAAAGCUGCGAGCUGCCAGAACACCUACAUCGUCCUGUGCAUUGAGAAUAGCUUCAUGACUUCUUUCUCUAAGUAGGGCCUCUGCCAGCUGGAAUGGUGGACAGAGGUGGUGCAAAGGUUGGACACAGUGCAGGAAACAUCUAGCCAGCGCCCGGGGCCUGGCUGGGAUACGCUCCUGUAUAGUUCACGUUUUUAUGUAAUCCUCAAGAAAUAAAAGGAAGCCAAAGAGUAUAUUUUUUUAAACAUUUAAAAUAGACUUCCUGCCCUUCCUCUCCCGCUAGAACUGGCCGGCCUGUGUCACGGUUCAUUCCUCCGUGCUUGGUAGGGCUUCCUGGUGAAGCCGGACCAUAGCUGUUGUCUCAGCAGGAGGCCAACCUAGAGUUGUUGCCUAAGACCCGCAGACUUUCUCUAGCCUGCCAUCUUUCUGGAAACAGACCCUUCAUAGAGCAGUCACCUAGAGAGAGUGCUGGGAACAGAUCCUGGGACAGCACAGGGCACUGGAUUCUCCCCUCACCACCCUGGGGCUGUGCCAAUAGCACAGGCAGGCACCUGCGCACCCAGAUGGUAACUGGGACCGUCCAGGCUGAGCACUGGGAACCAUCUCCCUGCCUCCCCCACUCUCCAGCAACACCGCUCGCUGCCAGAGCAGGUUUCCAACCUUCCCACUCAACUGUGACCCCAGAUCAGACCGUUCCCUGUCACUGUCUGCAGAGGCCAGAAGUGUGGCCAGACUUAGCCUGUGUGCUCCUUUUGCCGAGGCCCAGACAUGGCAUGGGGCCCACCCUCAGGCUUGUCUCUCCGACUGGCUUCUCUGGUGACCGACCCAUGAGAUCCCAACCAAGCCUUGGUCCUUGCUGUGUCCUUGCUCGCCAGCCAGAAGUCCACGAAUCUCACAGCAGCAGCACCAAGCACUCGUCCUAGGAGGGGACUUGUGUGCUCAGGGCCACAAGUGGCCAGUCAUAGCCACUGUGCCUGCCUCAGGCUCUGUUGUCCAAGGAUUGGGACAAAUCCAGUGGGGCUAGUUCUGUAACAAUGUGUGUGAUAUGAAGCCACUUCAAAGAGGCACCAAAUAAAAAUGACCUUUUAUACAGACA
Messenger RNA from Meriones unguiculatus (Mongolian gerbil), 6382 nucleotides. It is a transcript of the gene Col18a1, whose product is annotated as collagen type XVIII alpha 1 chain. The record is from RefSeq and is a predicted model, not a curated record. The transcript has 41 exons. The coding region runs from base 1 to 5364 and encodes 1787 amino acids. Gene Ontology annotation, molecular function: protein binding. Lineage: Eukaryota; Metazoa; Chordata; Mammalia; Rodentia; Muridae.